AUGGGGAAAAAUCUAAUAGACAUUCCAAAGGUUCGCCAUAUGUUCGAAUGUGCAAACGAAAUGCUGCGAACGAAUUUAAUGAAAACUUGCCUCGAAGGUCCAUCCGCAAAGUUGGAUCAAACAUUACAUUGCCAACCAGCAGUUUAUACUGUGUCAUUGGCUGCAGUAACCAAGCUACAAGAGGAUGAUCCUGAUGUAAGUGAUGUGAACUAUUCUAAACCCCCUCAGGUUGUAGAAAAGUGUGUGGCCACUGCUGGUUUCAGUUUAGGCGAAGUAACCGCUCUUGUUUUCGCCGGUGCCUUGACAUUUGAGCAAGGAUUGCAUCUAGUUCGUGUGCGUGCUCAUGUUAUGCACGAGGCGAGUGAACGCGUCAAAGGCGCUAUGUGUUCGGUUUUCUUAGAUCAUACCUCGCAGCUAAAACUGGCUAUACUGGCUGCAAAGAAUCAUUGUGAAACAACGCUCAGGUUGGACAAACCAUAUUGUGCUGUUGUGAAUUACUUGUACUCUGAAUGCAAAGUUGUGGCCGGUAAUUUAGCGGCAAUAGAAUUUAUCGAACAGAAUGCUGCCCAAUUCGGUAUUCGACGAGUAAAACGGUUGCAAGUUUCGGGCGCGUUUCAUACACCGUUGAUGGAAUCUGCCACGAAACCCUUUUCGAAUGCCUUUGCAAGCGUGGGCGAAAUCAAAACACCGGCGAUUCCCGUGUUAAGCGCUGUGGACUUAGUGCCUUAUCGGAGUUCAGACAAUAUCAAACGAAAGCUGGUCUCACAGCUGGUUCGUCCGGUCCUUUGGGAACAAACACUCCAGGCAAUGUAUGAAAGACCACCGGGCGCUCCGUUUCCUGUCACUGUUGAACCCGGCCCAGGAAGACAGUUGGGUGCAAUGUUACGAAUGGUCAACCGAAAAGCCUUCGAACGUUACAAAAGUAUCGAAGUAUGA
Molecule: messenger RNA, 936 nt
Organism: Echinostoma caproni
Lineage: Eukaryota; Metazoa; Platyhelminthes; Trematoda; Plagiorchiida; Echinostomatidae
Source: the annotation of a GenBank genome assembly